This is a messenger RNA of Oncorhynchus nerka (sockeye salmon), 970 nucleotides long. Its product is annotated as protein S100-A1-like. The coding region runs from base 98 to 487 and encodes 129 amino acids. The record is from RefSeq and is a predicted model, not a curated record. Lineage: Eukaryota; Metazoa; Chordata; Actinopteri; Salmoniformes; Salmonidae. Gene Ontology annotation, cellular component: perinuclear region of cytoplasm. The transcript is spliced from 3 exons. Gene Ontology annotation, molecular function: calcium ion binding; calcium-dependent protein binding.
ACCGUGGCCCUGUGUAACAGCAGCUAGGACAGCUCGUUCUCUAGUCUUUUCACCCUGCAUUAUUAACGAACGGUAAGACGUUGGUAUAGUGAGUCGAAUGACAACCCGAGGUGUAUUUAAUAGCGCGGGGAGAAAUGGCUUGUGGCAAACGGCGUUGACAGCACCAUGCAGGUAUGGUUGCGGAAGUGAGCCAGUCACACCUGUAGCUAUGGAGUCGGCCAUCCAGACAGUGGUAGGAGUGUAUCUGAAGUCUGCCAAAGGGAAGGGCAGUCUCGGAGAUAAGGACUUCCAGGGCCUCGUCAAUAAACAGCUCGGCAACGUCAUGACUGGAACAGAGAGUUCCUCUGCAGUGAAGGAGAUGCGUAAGGGAUUGGACGAGAACAAAGAUGGGAAGGUCAGCUUCCAGGAAUACAUGACUCUGAUUGGCUACGUGGCAAACACCCUCAGCGAGCAGAGGACUGCAGCCAACAACACACCUGCCUCAUAGGAACUACAUAUGGCUUCAUAGACACUCUAUAAGAUGUCUUAUGCAGUCUAUAAGGCAGGGUUCUUCAAUCCUGGUCCUAGUGACCCACAGGGUGUGCAGGCUUUAGUUCCAUUCCAGCACUGACACACCAGAGGAAACUCGUGAAGGCUUUGAUGGAAUUGAUUACAGUGUGUGUGACCCCAGGGCCAGAAUUGAAGAACACUUCCAUAAGGCCCCAUGUACCUAUAGAGGCUCAUAGACCUGUCAAUCUCCCUUGGCUGUAUAUCACUACAUAAUCAGACUUAACUUCAUCUCAACAUAUUUUAUAUGCUUUACACUACCAAUCUUCAUCUCAGCUAACAAUGUUACUGGUUUUAUAAAUACUUUAUGAAGGCAUUUUUUUACAUUAAGUUUAACAGUUUUAGUAUAACUACUCUAAAUCAACACUUCUACAAUAAAUGGUUUGUUAUCAUGUUGAAAUAAAUGCCAUGGCAAUGUUUUAAA